AUGAUGUCUGGACAAAGCACGCGACCUUUGAGAGCACUCAAUCUCAACGAUAUAGUUGAUGAAUUAGAGCGAUGUGAGGAUGAUGAUUUGUUGCCAACUCAAAUUACAAUUUUUCCACCUGAGAAUGCUAAUGCCGACGUCACAGAUGAGGAUUCUGGAGAUGAAGAAUUUGUUGCAUUGCAAAAUCUACUAGGCUCUCAACUACGAGCUCCAGCCGAGGUCACUUUUCAUAUGAGUUCCGACGAAGAAGAUGAUGUACCUUUGUCAAGUUUGUCAAAAAGAAGACGCACGAUGGAUUUGACUUUAGAAGAUAGUGACGCCGUACCUUCUUGUACUUCAGAUGUGUCAACUAAUUCUACAUUUGUUCAGCCUACAGUUCCCCGAAACCAAACCUAUAGAUGGAAGAAUCGUCAUAUUCCAAACCAUUUCUAUCAAUGGAAUGACGAACAAGGACAGAGGAAUAAAGAGGGCAAAGUAACUGUUUCUGAAAUGAAGUGUUUCUUGGGCAUCCUUAUGUACAGCGGGUAUGUAGUAGUACCCCGUAGGUUUAUGUAUUGGGAGACAUCGACAGAUGCCAACUUUAGGAUUGUGCACAACUCUAUGUCAAGAGAACGUUUUACUUUUAUUAUAUCAAAUCUCCACUGCUGUGAUAAUACAGUUCUUGGUGAUUCUCCUGACAAAUUCGCUAAGUUGAGACCUCUGUUUGACGAGUUAAAUAAAAUCUUUACUGAAAUGGCUCCGCUAGAAGAGAACUACAGCAUAGAUGAGGCUAUGGUUCCAUACUAUGGACGUCACAGUUGCAAACAGUUUAUACGUGGCAAACCAAUUCGUUGGGGGUAUAAACUGUGGGUUGGUGCUACAAGAUUAGGCUAUGUGAUUUGGUUUGAUCCUUACCAGGGAAAAUCUUCAACCAUUGCAGAAGGUUACAAACAGUUUGGUUUAGGUGGGAGUGUGAUUUUGGAGUUUGCUGAUGUUCUACAAGGUCAUGAUCCAACAUUGCCAUUUCAUUUAUUCUUCGACAAUUAUUUUUCCUCUAUUCCUCUACUGCAUGAACUUAGUAAUAGAGGUCUGAGAGCCACUGGAACCAUUCGUGAAAACAUAAUGUCCAAUUGUCCUCUCGAGUUUAACAAAGAUUUCAAAAAUACUGAUAGAGGUUCAUUUGUAUUCAAAUCCAGUUUGCCUACCAAUAUUUUGGUUUGCAAGUGGAAUGACAAUAGUGUCGUUACUGUUGCCUCGAAUACUGAAACUGUGGAGCCCUGCAAAAAGUCAAGAGAUUUUCGCAAGAACUAA
Messenger RNA from Parnassius apollo (apollo), 1290 nucleotides. The record is from the annotation of a GenBank genome assembly. Lineage: Eukaryota; Metazoa; Arthropoda; Insecta; Lepidoptera; Papilionidae.